ACGGAUGUGACGUCGUUCAAUAACAUUGACAGGGCUGUAGGAAACGGGAUGAAUUUAAGGGAACUCUAAUUUGUCAUAUAACAUUUGCUACCUUGAAACAUAGGGAAUGUUAUAUACACGAACGUCGUACUUUCUAUGGAUUGUAUGAAAAAUCACAGCAUUUUCAACUGCAAGAGAACUGUCCUCGAGUGUCUAAAAAACUACGUUACUUAACGUUAACUAGGUAGCUCAUGUGUUAGCUCCUUCAAAAAAGUGACAGACGUCUGUUCGUACUACCUUCGCAGACAUUACAUCACAAUGGGGAAAGGUUGUAAAGUUGUGGUCUGUGGCUUGGCAUCGGUAGGAAAGACUGCAAUUUUAGAACACCUUCUAUACGGAAAUCACACCGUUGGUUCGGAAUCAAAUCAAACCCAGGAGGAUGUCUACGUAGCCUCAGUCGAGACAGACCGUGGAGUGCGAGAGCAGUUGCGUCUAUACGACACCAGAGGGCUCCAUGAUGGUGUUGAUCUACCCAAACAUUAUUUCUCCGUGGCCGACGGGUUUGUGCUGGUGUACAGUGUUGACAGCGUAGAGUCCUUCAAAAAAGUCGAUGCUCUAAAGAAAGAAAUCGAUAAGUCCAGGGACAAAAAAGAGGUGACUGUCAUCGUGCUGGGGAACAAGACAGACCUGCGCGAGCGUCGUCAGGUGGAGUCAGACGUGGCGCAACAGUGGGCGCGCGGCGAGAAGGUGAAACUCUGGGAGGUGAGCGUGGCCGAACGCAGCUCUCUGAUCGAGCCCUUCACCACCCUCACCAGCCGCCUUACGCAGCCGCAGAGCAAGUCCGCCUUCCCGUUGCCCGGCCGCAAGAGCAAGGGUACAACGUCCAACGACAUCUGAGCCCAAAUGCGAACUCUGGGAGAGGCAGGGGAAAGUGCUGGCAGUUGAGACCCUUAACACUAUAUACUCUUUCAGCUUGUGCACUCAGAAGCUCAACCGAACACAAUGGAAUGGCAGGAGCAUAAUGAACAGAAGAGGUUGUUGGCCAUGAUGGGCCAUCUUCAGUUGACGGUUAUCGAUUUUCAAUGUGUUCUUCGUUUAGCAAGGCUGUCGGUUGCACUCUGCUAAUAAUUGAUUUAAGAUGUCUUUGUAUUAAAUAUUUACAUCAUGUUGACAUGCCUGAGGAGGAGAAUACGUAUUAUUUACUCUGUCACCUUUCCGUGUAGAAUGCACUAGAGUAGUUAAAUCAAGCUAUAUCAUGGGAGCAGUAUCGUGGCAUUAUGUUGGAGACAUCCGUGUAACAGAAUGAGAUGAUCCUUCGUUGCCUUUGUACCUCCCCACCAUAUAAAGGUCAACAGAGCCGUUAUUGGCGGUUCUCACUUGAUGUUCUGGCAUACACCACACGAUGCAGAAAUGAUUACCCUAUAUUUGUAUUUGUGGACAAUAUACAAGCUUUACCAAAAGCAAGCUUACUGCUCAGGCAUACAAUAUAUGUAGCUACCAUGCUGUUCCACUCACAUUUGUUUGCCAUAAUAAAACAUGAUCAUGCCUUUUUUUUUCCACAGCUAUGAA
This is a messenger RNA of Clupea harengus (Atlantic herring), 1548 nucleotides long. It is a transcript of the gene nkiras1, whose product is annotated as NFKB inhibitor interacting Ras-like 1. Lineage: Eukaryota; Metazoa; Chordata; Actinopteri; Clupeiformes; Clupeidae. Gene Ontology annotation, molecular function: GTPase activating protein binding; GTPase activity; GTP binding. The record is from RefSeq and is a predicted model, not a curated record. Gene Ontology annotation, biological process: Ral protein signal transduction; negative regulation of canonical NF-kappaB signal transduction.